This is a messenger RNA of Parasteatoda tepidariorum (common house spider), 896 nucleotides long. RefSeq names its product microtubule-associated protein 1 light chain 3 gamma. NCBI's taxonomy places the organism in Eukaryota, Metazoa, Arthropoda, Arachnida, Araneae, Theridiidae. The record is from RefSeq and is a predicted model, not a curated record.
AAUCAUUUUCAAUAGUUUCGCAGAAAUAGAGGCGAUUUCAAAGCAAACGAUUUAGAAUUCAUCUGCUAGUAGUUUCGUCUGAGGUUCUUAACAAAUUUUUUGCCGAAUGCAUUUCAUUGGUUUUUAUCGUACUAAUCCUAAAGAUUACAUUUACGGGUCUUUUUCUGAUUUGGAAAUGUUCGACGUUAUUUGAAAGUUAAUUAUCAAUUUAAAUUAAUUAGUUUUGCAUUCGUGGUGUAAGUUAUUAAAAAAAAUUGUUUGAAAUCAUUGCAUUCUCUAAAGAUGUUUGCUAUCCCACAACAUACAUGCACUCAUUGCGACCAUGCUAAAGUGAAGUUCUCUUUGCCAAAAAUUGUAAAUUUGACUUUACGAAUGCCUCCUAAAAGCGAUGGGCAACGGAAAACUUUCAAAGACAGACGUUCCUUAGCCAUGAGAAAAGCAGAAUCAGCAGACAUAAAGAUCAAGUUUCCUCGGAAAGUACCGGUUGUGGUGGAGCGGUCUGAUGAAGAAAGACUUCUUCCUCACUUGGAUAGAGUGAAAUUCCUCGCCCCUCACGACAUGACUGUAUCCCAAUUCAUCUGCAGAGUGAGGAGUCGACUGGACGUGAAGUCUACUCAGACUUUCUACCUGAUGUUGAAAAACCACACGGUCGUGUCUAUGUCUAGGACUAUGGCAGAAGUCUAUUGCCAGUAUAAAGACGACGACGGAUUCCUUUAUGCUACUUAUGCAUCUCAAGAAAUGUAUGGUUAGAGACUCGUACUGAAAAAGUGCUUAUUUAUUGACAACUGAAUUCAACUUCGUGUAAAUCUGGACUUGUACAAAUCCUAUGCUUAACACUGUGAUAUUUUCUCACCUGACUCAUUUUAUUAAAAUAAAGAUUGUUUGAUCAUUUACAA